CUUUAGACCUUAAAAAUAUAUCAGUACGUUGUAGUGUUGCUUGUAAGUGAGUCCUCUCUAUUUAAAGAAAGCAAAGGUUAAAAGUAAUUGAUUUAUUUUGAAAAAAAAUCCCAUUCUUUCACCAUUAAAAGUAUCAAUAAACUAGUUAACAUGGAAAAUAGUGAUAAAGAUACAGGGAAUUCAAAUGAAAACAAGGCAAAAAUGGAAUCAUUCGAGAGGAUAUCAAAACUUCCAGUUGUCGAAAGCACUGUCAAUGCAGCUCAAAGUAUGUACGAUAAAAUUAAGGAGUCACAUUCUAUAGUAAAUUCAGUGCUUUCAACUGCUGAAUCAACUAUUAAACAGGCUACAGAGGCUGCUCAGCCGUUGACCAACAAAUUGGAAACACCAAUAAAGAAAGUCGAUACAAUUUUAUGUUCAAGUUUGGAUUAUGUCGAAGAUAAAAUCCCUUCGAUUAAAUUGCCACCUGGAGAGAUGUAUCAGAACACAAAAACAGCGAUAAACAAUACUGUAGUGCCAGCAGUUUACAAGGCAUAUGAAUAUGCAGAAAACGGAGCCAAGACCAUUAAUUCAUAUGUGUUUGAAUCCAAACAAGAGGAAAAAAUAGAAGUGCCAAAAGAAAACUGAAUCCCCACUAGUUAUAUUGAAUUAUCAAAUACUUACUUAUAUUUUUGUAUUUAAUGUUCAGAAAUUGUAAUAAAUAUUUUAAUAAAUUGUUGUAAUAAUUCUAA
Messenger RNA from Cimex lectularius (bed bug), 728 nucleotides. RefSeq names its product lipid storage droplets surface-binding protein 1-like. Gene Ontology annotation, cellular component: cytosol; lipid droplet. The record is from RefSeq and is a predicted model, not a curated record. The coding region runs from base 151 to 624 and encodes 157 amino acids. Lineage: Eukaryota; Metazoa; Arthropoda; Insecta; Hemiptera; Cimicidae. The transcript is spliced from 4 exons. Gene Ontology annotation, biological process: positive regulation of triglyceride storage; lipid storage.